Molecule: messenger RNA, 3088 nt
Organism: Gossypium raimondii (Peruvian cotton)
Lineage: Eukaryota; Viridiplantae; Streptophyta; Magnoliopsida; Malvales; Malvaceae
Product: WRKY transcription factor SUSIBA2
Exons: 6
Coding region: 237-2432 (731 amino acids)
Biological process (GO): regulation of DNA-templated transcription
Molecular function (GO): DNA-binding transcription factor activity; sequence-specific DNA binding
Source: RefSeq, a predicted model, not a curated record
ACAAACCGUAGCUUAAACGAGUCUUCCUCUAUUUUCUUCCUUGUAAAAUUAUCUCUGUGUGUUUCCAAAUCCAAUAACUUGGAAAAACUGUUUGAAAAAGAAAGCCAUUCUUUCAAAUUUUCAGCUCCACCCGCACCUAACCACUGGAGCUGAAUCGCACUCACUCACUCUUCUUCUUCAAAUGCCUAAUUGCCAAAUCACCGCUGCGUGACUUUAACAUUGUUUCUCCCUUUUUCAUGGACAACAAUGUAAUCCUUUUCACUGACCCUCAAGAAUCCGUUACCGCUGAUGACGAUGAUCAAGGCGAAGGACGCGGACCCAGCAUUGCGGAGAGGAGGGCGGCGACGUGCGGCUUCAAGGCGGAGAUGAUAUGUACGCCCACGUUCAAGAGCCCACUGGGUCCCACAUCUCCUCGUUUGCCUUACUUCACUAUUUCUCCUGGGAUCAGCCCUACUGCUUUGUUGGAUUCUCCUAUAAUGCUGCCAAAUGCUCAGGCAUCUCCCACGACUGGAACAUUUCACAAUCAUGAUGAUACGGUGGUGAAUCAUAUCAAGGGGGAUAGAGACAGAAGUUUAGUUUCUUCUUUGACAUGCAAGACACAAAAUAUGGAUUCUCGGCCAAGCUUGUCUAGUGUAGAAGAUCAGGUUUCUUCCGCUUUCAAUCUCGUUCAAAAUGCUGAGGUUGAUCCUCAACCUCUUUCCCAUUUGGAUAGACCUUUAGAUUUGAAAAUUCCCUCAUCUUUGUCAAAAGAAGCUACCUCAAGAAGUUUUGCAGCAGAUUCAGUUGCUGAUGUCGGAAUUUUAAAUGACAUUGUAAAUGAUAAUGCUAAUUUGGGAUUCCAUCCUUCUGAGUUGGGUAGUGGUCAAACAUUGAGGCAGAAAGAAUCUCUUAAUGGACAAGAUGUCUGCACACGUCUUUUGGAAGGUGAUCAGAAGGUUACAAACACUGCUAUGGGAACAACAAGAACAUCAGAAGAUGGGUACAAUUGGAGGAAGUAUGGACAGAAACAGGUAAAAGGUAGUGAAUAUCCGCGAAGCUAUUAUAAAUGUACCCAUCCAAACUGUCAGGUGAAGAAGAAGGUAGAGCGUUCGCUUGAUGGCCAAAUUACUGAAAUCAUCUACAAGGGUGCCCAUAAUCACUCAAAGCCUCAGCCUUGUCGUCGGCCAUCACUUGGGUCCACUUUAUCAUCUGAGGAAAUGUCAGAGAGUGUGGAAGGAAAUGGAACUUCUGUCAAAGUUGGAGGUGGUUUAAUUUGGAGAAAUUCUCAAGCUGGUUCAAAGGAAAUUAAGCUUGGAUCUGAUUGGAGAGCUGAUGGUCUGGAAAGAACAUCAUCAUCUAUUGUAACUGAUCUUUCUGAUCCACUAUCAACUGCCCAAGGGAAAUCUGUUGGUAUGUUUGAAUCAGCUGAAACUCCAGAGUUUUCAUCAACACUUGCUAGUCAUGAUGAUGAGAAUGAUGAUAGGGCUACACAGGGAAGUAUAUCACUCUGUGGUGAUGCAGCUAAUGAUGAUGAGUCCGAAUCAAAAAGAAGGAAGACAGAGAGCUGCAUGACUGAGAUGAAUGUGGCAUCUAGUGCUUCCCGUGAACCAAGAGUAGUUGUACAAAUAGAAAGUGAUGUGGACAUACUCGAUGAUGGCUAUCGUUGGAGGAAGUAUGGACAGAAGGUUGUCAAAGGAAACCCUAACCCUAGGAGCUACUAUAAGUGCACAAGUCCUGGAUGUCCUGUGAGAAAGCAUGUGGAAAGAGCUUCCCAUAAUCUUAAAUAUGUGCUCACCACAUACGAUGGAAAGCACAACCAUGAAGUUCCAGCAGCUAGAAACAGCAGUCAUGUUAACUCUAGCGGUUGUAAUUUGCCCCCUACUAUGCCCAACACUCAAGCUGCCCUUUCAUUAUCUAGAAAUACCCAUCCUCUAAAGCCUGAAACACCAAUCCAGGAUUUUGCUCCGCCUUUUGAUCGAAAGCCUGAAUUUAAAAGUGAAUAUGUGAGACCUGGUUUUCUUGGGGAUUUCAGCAACGAGAUGAAGCUUGGGGAGGCUGCUCUGGCUUCUGUUUACCAAAUGAAGUUUCCUUCCAUACAAAAAGCAAUUCCUUAUGGGUCUUUUGGACUGAACCCCAACUGCAUUGCAUCUCAUUCAUCCAGUUCAAUUGCCUCAACCAUUCCGAAUUUUCCAAUUUCUUUGCCUUUGAAUCUCCCAACACCUGCAAAUCUAUCAUUGGCUGGUUUUGAUAUGAAUAAUGUUGGAAAAUCAACAGGUCCGAUUCAUUCUUUCCUUCCAGGGCAACAGUUAAAAGAGAAUGGUGUGAGGUUCCAUGGGAUUAAACAGGAGCUAAAGGAUGAUAACCUUUAUGAUCCUUCCCUUCCUAUUGUUGACCAUGCAAGUGUGUCGUCCUCAUCAGUCUAUCAGUACGCCAUUGGAAAAUUUCCAUCCUAGAUCGUGUUUAUUUGCCUUUUAGCAGAGUUUGUAAGACAUUGUUUCUACUUGAGUUUCUCCAACAUUGAAGCAGGUAUGGAAUCAGUUAUCAAAUUCGCGUACCUCUUUAGCCGGAGAAAAUAAUGACAAGGAAGAAGCUGGUGGUAAAAUGAUAACAAGAGCAAAUGCUCUGUAGCUACAGGGACUUUCUGGCAAAGCAAAGAAGCUGAAAGCAUGCAUGGCUGUGAGUGGUGUGUAGCUUCCCCAGAUUUUUUCCUUCCAUUUUGGUAAUUGGACAUUAUAACAUUACAAUAAAAGUUCCAAUGGUUUAAUUGAAUCAAAUAAUAGUAGGAUAGCUGUCAACAAAGUCACUGGUUCAGUAGUAAAAUGUUUUAAGUUGCUUUGAAAUCUUGGUUGACAUGAGAUCACCCAAUCCCUUUCCCUCAUAAGAAAAAGAAAGAAAGAGUAGGAUAGAUGAGAUGCACAUUCUGGAAAUGUUCAAUGGUGGAAUUCGUAUUUAAUGCAGAAUGCAAUUUGAUUCCAUGUUUUGACUUUCCUGAGCACCUAUACCAAUACCUAUAUAUAAAAGGAAUGGGACAAGUAGCUCAUCCAGACCAUCUUUUGUCUUUUUUUACAUUUUAUAAAAAUGGUUACAUUUUAGUUCUGAUUUUUUUUAA